UCCGUUCAUUCUCUCUCAUCUCAACCUAAACUUCUCUCUUGUGUGCUUACACUUCGCUUCUCUUUUCGCGGUCGAUCCGUUCCUUUUUCUCUUACGCCUUGUCUAUCUUCGACAUUCGUUCGUUUCGUUUUAACGGCUGAGCCAGUUUAAUUUUAUAGUAGUUGAGAUUUAUGUACUCUGGGAGUUCUUCUAAUCAUAUUACUUGUUGUUGGAUCCACCUAUCUACCUAGUUAUAAUCACUCCUUCAUAUUCACAAAGCUAUGCAUUUCUCUAACAGCUAUAUACCAACACUGUUGGCCCUCGUCUCUGUAGCAACUGCUACAGGAGGAGCGGCUCCAGCUGAGAUUGUUACGGAGACGAUUCACGAGACAGUUCAUGUGACAUUACCACCAGAAACAAUAAAAGAGACGAUACAUAUGACUCUGCCUCCCGAGACAGUAAAGGAGACUGUAAAGGAGACCGUAAAAGAGACCAUGCAUGUAACUCUACCGCCGGAAACAGUGAAGGAAACUAUUCAUGUUACCCUACCUCCAGAAACGGUGAAGGAGACCGUUCAUGUUACUCAACCGCCAGAGACGAUAAAGGAGACGGUACACGUCACCCUGCCUCCACAGACCGUGAAGGAAACCGUACACAUUACUCUACCACCGCAAACAGUGAAGGAAACAAUACACGUCCCGGUGACAGAAGUUGUUCAUGUUACGAAGACCGAGGUCCAAAAGGAAUCGAUUACACUACCUCCACAGACAGUAAAGGAAACGGUUCAUGUCACUAUCCCUGUCACGAAGGUAGAAGAGAAGCUCCUCACGAAUACAGAAUUGAAGACGGAACUGAAGACGGAAACCAAGCACGAAAUAAAGACCGAAGUACAAACCGCAAUUCAAACGAAACUCGAGACCAAGGUUGAGACCGUCCACAUUACGCUUCCUCCCCAGACAGUGAAGGAGACGGUGCAUAUCAGCAUUCCUGUCACUAAGGUGGAAACUGUAAAGGAAACCGUACACAUCAAUAUUCCGGUGACCACGAUACAGACUGUGAAGGAAACUGUGCACGUGAGCGUUCCCGUAACGCAGGUGCAAACUGUGAAGGAGACAGUACAUGUUACUAUCCCCGUCACGAAAGUCGAGACGUUGCAGGAGACCGUCGUUGUGAGCGUACCCGUGACGAAGGUGGAAACUCUCAAGGAGAGCAUCCCUGUUACGCAAAAGGAGACAGUGAAAGAGACACUGCAUGUUAGUAUUCCGGUAACCAAGGUGGAAACCGAAACUGCCAAGGAGACGGUACACGUGAGCAUUCCGGUCACAGUGAAGGAGUCAGUAGCCAUUAGUGUUCCCGUGACGGUGAAAGAGAGCGUUGCUGUUACGGUCCCCAUCACCGAGGUCAAAUCGAUCCAUGAGACUGUAGCUAUCACGAAGACCGAAGUAUCGCAUCAGCUCGAGACGGUUGCGCUUACCAAGACAGAGGUCUUGAGCCAUAUACAGACACAGGUGCUCACAGAGACGGUCCAUGUCUCUCUACCGCCGCAGACGGUCAAGGAGACUGUUCAUGUCAUCCAAGCUGUGACCGAAACUGUUCACGUGACCCUUUCGGCAUACACUCAGACGGUACACGAGACGGUACAUGAGACGGUCCACGUUACUCUGCCGCCGCAUGUGAUGACAGUGUCCGAAGUUAUCCACGUCACUGUUACAGAAAUAGCAGAGGCCUGCCAUCAAACGGAAGUAAUCGUUCACGAAACCACUCCUCCGGUAGUCCACGAGACUAUCGUAGUCCCGCCUAUGGUCCAUAUAACGUCCGCGGCUCCCUCUAUGGUUCACACGACAUCUAUGGCCAUGUAUCAUGUUAACGCCACGUCGGUUGCUCCUCCCAUGGUCCACGAGACCAUUGUAAUUUCUCAAGCAACGGGCCAUAUGGCACCGUCUAGCCCGAGUGUAGUAGCAGUCCCGCCGCCCGCAUCGUCUCUAUCAUUAGGAUACAUGAUGCCCCACAAUGCCCGGCGAUGGCAGGCGUGAGCUCCCCGGUUCAUUGCUUAAUACACUACAAUAGGGGCGUGAAUAUUGAUGGGUUCAACGGGGUGUGAUUUUGGUAUACGGGUUGCUUGCGGGUCUUAGAAGAGUUUGGCAAAUGUAGGAUUUUCAUAAUGCUCAAGUCCGGUCUACUUUUCUCUACGUUUCGAUCUCUUUAGCCCAUGCUUGGAUGGAUUUUACGCAAAUAGGACAAAAACAACAAGGUACAUUUUGAUAUUUGAAACUGCAUAUUUAACUAGAAAUACC
Molecule: messenger RNA, 2273 nt
Organism: Daldinia loculata
Lineage: Eukaryota; Fungi; Ascomycota; Sordariomycetes; Xylariales; Hypoxylaceae
Exons: 2
Coding region: 261-2012 (583 amino acids)
Source: RefSeq, a predicted model, not a curated record